Sphenostylis stenocarpa is the source of this 1074-nucleotide messenger RNA. Lineage: Eukaryota; Viridiplantae; Streptophyta; Magnoliopsida; Fabales; Fabaceae. The record is from the annotation of a GenBank genome assembly.
AUGGCAGAUUGGUCAGAACUUCCGAAGGACCUUCUCUACGUAAUCUCCCAACGCCUCCAAAGCCCUCUCUACCUUCUCCAUUUCCGAUCCGUGUGUUCCUCAUGGCGCUCUUCUGGUUCAUUUUCUUCCCCUUUUCUCUUCUCUCACUCUAUCACUCUCACUCCCACCUUUUCCCUCUCCCACCGCUCCCUCCUCCUCCUCAAGCCACCCUCCGCUGAACCCCAUCACCGCCCCUGGCUCGUCAAAAUCUCCCACGACCCACGCGCCCGCACCGCGCGUCUCUUCCACGCGCUCUCCCGCUCCAAGCCUAAACCCCCCCGUUUCGCGCUCGACCUCCGUCGCUUCCCCGCUCUCGACCUCGGCCACGAGUUCCGCCUUUCCAACGCCUGCUCCUCCGUGGACUCCCUCUAUGACGAAAAGCUUGUCCUCCUUCCCGCCGACAGAGACCGUUUUGCCCUCCUCACCAUCCACGUCUCCGGCAAGCUCGCGCUCUUCUUCCGCGGGGACUCCGCCUGGACCAUAAUCCCCGAAAUGCCGACCCCCUAUGACGACGUCUGCGCCUUCCGCGACACCUUCUACGCCGUCGACGGCAACGGCCGCACCGUUACGGUGGGGUUUGACGGCGCACUGCGCGUUGUCGCGGAAUGCGUCUUCGGCGGGGACAAGAAGUUUCUGGUGGAGUGCGACGGCGCGCUGAUGAUGGUGGACCUACACUUGUCCACGGACUAUGAGUAUUUGGAAGAGGAGGAUAUUGGAUACAUGGGGUGGGAGAGGACGGUGAAGUUUGAUGUGUUUAGGCUUGAAGAGGAGGUGGGGAGGUGGGUGGAGGUGGCGAAUUUGGGGGAGUGGGUUUUGUUCUUGGGGGAUGAUUGUGCGUUUUCGGCUUCUGCCAAGGAUUUGGGUGUUGAGAGAGGGAACUGUGUGGUGUUUAGAGAUGAUAGGUUGGGUGGUGUUAGGGUUGCUAAUGGAGUGGGGGUUUAUGAUUUGGGUGAUGGAAGGAUUUCGCCCUUGUGGGAGUGUCCCAGCUUUUCUGAGCUGUUUUGGCCACCUCCGGUUUGGGUCAGGUCGCGUUGA